AUGUGGGUCUAUCGUCCGAAGUAUUUUCUUGAAGUUUGUCGGCAUUAUUUUCUCUCAGCAAGGCUUUCCGCGGACAAAUUGACGCAUGAUAUGGUGCUUCGCAGUCUUCCAAUGCUCAUGUGGUUUCGUUUCGGAGUGCGUAUGAGUGCAAGUUCGCUAAAGAGGCGUUUACGCAUUGCCGUGUUCACAGCAAUUGACAAGAGCGUAAGUGCCAGCACUGGCAGCUUGCUGUUUUUCUUUGAUUUCCUUUCGUACUCCCAUAACGUGGUUACUGUGUCUUUGCCGAAGUCAACAUGGCAAGAUGCGGUAUACGUGCCUUCCAUCCAGCUGUACAUCUCACGGCGCAGCCCGCUGUCAUCAGUAUCAACAAAUCGGCGGUAG
Phytophthora nicotianae INRA-310 is the source of this 381-nucleotide messenger RNA. RefSeq lists its product as hypothetical. The transcript has a single exon. The record is from RefSeq and is a predicted model, not a curated record. Lineage: Eukaryota; Oomycota; Peronosporomycetes; Peronosporales; Peronosporaceae. The coding region runs from base 1 to 381 and encodes 126 amino acids.